AUGGCCACUGGGAAGAACCACAGCUCUGGGGAGUCCUCCAAAAGCUGGCAUGGGUUCCAGAGAUCUCUGCUGGCACCUGGCCAGGAGAAGCUGGACAGAGAAGCAAAGGAGCCUCUGACUGAGAUAUCUGAGGGCAUGGAGCAGAGCCUGGCUGGCAGUCAGGAGAGGAAGCUGCCACGGAUCAUCCAGAAGCAGGGCAAGCCUGAGGAGAGGAGGCUGCCCCUGCUUCCCCAGCUUCCAGACAUCAGUGCUGUCUCCCAUCCCAAGGUCUCCUCAGCUGGCCUGGGCUGGAGCUGCUUUGAGCCUUUCCCCCCAGAGGUGGUGUUCCAGGGCUACGUCCCCCACCAGGUCUAUGAAGCAUCACUGGUCCUGAGGAACAAGGACAAGGUGCCUCGGCAGGUGAAGGUCACCCUGGAGAGCUCUCCCUACUUCAAGCUGCUCAGCCCCAGGGCUGUGUGCCCCAAGGUGGCUCCUGGCAUGCUCUCAACUUUCCGUGUCCUCUUCACCCCUGAGGAGAGCAAGGAUUAUUGCCACCAGCUGCUCUGCAUCACCGAGAGGGAGAGGUUCACUGUGCCCAUUCGAGCUGUGGGUGCCCAGGCUGCCCUGGACUUCCCCCAGCAGCUGGAGUUCUCCCUCUGCCCAGUCAGGCACAGGACCCAGAGGACUCUGCUGCUCCGCAACCUGGGCCAGCGGGAGGCUCACUACAGCAUCAGCACUCAGAGCCCAUUCUCUGCUGCCCCCUCCAUGGGAGCCCUGGGGGCUGGUGGUGCUGUGCAGGUGACUGUGGACUUCCUGCCCCUGCAGACUGGGGACCACCAUGGGGUCCUGACCCUGCACUGUGACACAGGUGGAGAUAUUCACACCAGCCUCCAUGGAACAGCUCAAGAAGUCAACAUCAGGCUGGACAGGAGCUGCUUGACAGUGGAGAAGACCUACCUGACACUGUCCAAGCACAGAACUGUGCUCAUCCACAAUGGCAGUGAUGUGAUAGCUCACUUCCAGUGGAAGGCUUUUGCUGAGCAGGAGGAGCAGCAGAAGCAGAGGCAGUGGAGACAGCAUCAGUGCCUGGGGGAUGGUUCCAAGGAGCAGCUGGUGGAGCCUGCUCUCCCUCCCCUGCCCUCCCACACCUUCCAGAAGCAGAGGGUGAAGGUGCAAGGAGACUCCAUGCUCAUCUCUGAGGGCAUCUUCACCAUUCAGCCUGUGGAGGGAGAGGUGUGGCCAAACUGCUCAGCUGAGAUCCAGGUGACCUUUCAGCCCCAGGCAGCCAGAGUCUAUGAAGCAAAGCUCUACUGUGACAUCUCAGGUCGUGAGACCAGGCUGCCUCUGCACCUCAGGGGGGAAGGCCUGGGGCCCCUGCUCUGCUUCAACUUUGACCAGCUGGAUGUUGGGAAGGUAUUUGUUGGAGCAACCAACAGCUACAAGGCCACCUUGCUCAACAGAGGCCCCAUCGAGGCUUUCUUCAGCUUGGACCCUCCAGCUACAGCUCUGGGCUCCUGCUUCACCUUUCUGCCCUGGCAGGGCCUCCUGUUGCCAGGUGGGCUCCAAGUCAUCCACAUCUCCUUCAGGUCCACCAGCCUGGGGCACUUCACAGAGGAAUUCAGCUUCAAUGUGAAAGGAUCUCCUGAGCCUGUGACCCUGACUAUCAGGGGCUGUGUCACUGGACCCACUUUUCACUUCGACGUCCCUUCCCUCCGCUUCGGGGAUGUCUCCUUCGGCUUCCCUCAGAGCCUCUGCUGUCGCCUCACCAACACCUCCCUGGUGCCCAUGGCCUUCACCCUCCGCGUGCCCGGGGAUGGCACAGGAGAGCCCAGCGUGCCCAGUGCUGCCCAGGUGCUGGACAACACUCACCCAUCCUGGAGGAAGAGAGCCAAGGGGCACCUCAAGGAGUUCACCAUCAGCCCUUGCAGAGGCACCAUCCGUGCCCUGAGCUUCAUGGACAUCCAGGUCACCCUGUGCUCCAACACUGUGGGCACCUAUGAGCUGGCACUGGUGGUGGACGUGGAUGGUGUGGGCCAGGAGCUGUUGUCACUGCCUCUCACAGCCAGGUGUGUGGUCCCUGCUGUGACUGUGCCCAGUCCUGUGGUGCCCUUUGGCCGCUGCUACCUGAAGCUCCCUGCCCAGCAGCUGCUGACCCUGGUGAACGACAGCGACCUGCCAGGCUGCUAUGGGCUGCUGCCUCAGGCACUCCAGGAGGAUGCUGCUGUGCUCUACUCCAGCCCCAUGCCCUGUGGCAUCAUUCAACCUCACAGCUCCCUGGAGGUGCCCCUGACCCUGGAAGCCCAGGUGCCAGGAGAGCAGGACACUGUUGCCCAUGUGGUGAUGUUUGGGUGUGCAGAGUCCCCUGUGGAGAUCCAUUUGGUGAGCAUUGGAGAGGGCCCAGUGGUCUCUGUGCAUCCCAAGAGGAUCCAUUUUGGCAGCAUCCAAGUGCUGCAGGAUGCCUCCCAGAGCCUGCACCUCUGCAAUCAGAGCCCAAUCCCUGCACCCUUCUGGGCACAGGUGGCUGGCAGAGGCUCGUGCUGGAGGGUGGAACCAAGCCAAGGAGUGAUCCCCCCCGAGGGAGAGGUGGCUGUGGCUGUCAUAGCCAGGCUGGCUGACACGGGGCAGUGCCAGGCCGAGGUGCAGCUGCUGGUGGAGCACAGCCAUGGCUGUGCCAUCCCCCUCCAGGCCCUCGGUGUCGGCACCACCAUCGUCCCCGACCGGCCCUUGGCACCCGAGCUCAGCCUGGGCACUCACCUCAGCCUGGCUCCCUGCUGCUACAGCUUCAAGAUAACCAACCGGGGCCGCCGCCCCCAGCAGCUCUUCUGGACCACGGGAGGCUGCUCCCUGCCUGCCCAGCGCCGGCGGCUCCCUGCCGGCAGCACCACCAAGAGCAGAGCUUCCCCCCGAGGCCCCGCGGCUCCCCGCCCUGUGUUUCAGCUUCGGCCAGCGAGGAUGGAGCUGAGCCCAGGCCAGACGAUGGAGGUGGUGCUGGAAGGCUUCUCCAGCACUCCCCAGGUGGUGAGAGAGCAGCUGCUGUGCCAUGCUGUGGUGGGCAGGGAGGCCAGGAGGACCCAGAUCAUGCAGGUGGCCAUCAGCUGCCAGUUCAUUGCUCCUGCCCUGCAGAUGUCCUCCACAGCAGUCAUGUUCCGGGUGGAGAAGGCACCAGGUGAUGUCCUGAGCCCUCAGUACCAGCCUCUCUCUUUGAAGAACAUCUCCUCCCUACCACUCAGCAUCAUCCUGGCCUUGGAGCAACCUUUCUCAAUCUCUGAUGUGGAUCUGCUGCCCUUCCCUGGUCAGCCCAUGAAGCUGGAGGCAGGGGAGGAACUUCACCUCUGCAUCAGCUUUAACCCUGCUUAUUCAGAGGGUUUGAGUACCUGGCAAGUGGAGCAGGCUCUGAGGAUCCAGUUCCUUGAGCACCCUCACAAGGAGCAGGUGAUGGUGCGGGGAGAAGUCUACUUCCCCAACCUGCACUUCCAGACCAUGGCUGUGGACUUUGGCUGCAUCCUGAAUGACACCGAAGCUGUGCAGAGCCUGGAGAUGACCAACUGCAGCCCACUGCCUGUCCACUACUGCUGGCUGCUGCAUGCUGGAGAACAUCUGUUCUCUUCCAGGUGCAGCCUCCCAGCUCCCAAAUCCUUCAUCCAAGCCCAAGCAGCACAGGAGGAGGCAGCCUGCUCAGAGUGCUCAGCAUCUGCAGGGAGCUGCUCCCACGAGGGGGAUGUGGAGGAGCCAGCCCAAGGCCUGGCAGCAGCAGGGGAUCCUGCCCAGGAGCCAGCAGGUGCAGAUGACUCCCUGGAAGCAAAGGUGUUCGAUGUGCUGCCACUGCACGGGCUGCUGCAGCCAGGCCAGAGCCAGCAGGUCACCUUCAGCUUCUUUGGCCACCCCAACAUUGUGGCCUGUGCCACAGCCCUCUGCAGGGUGCAGGGAGGCCCCAGCUACGAGGUCAGGCUGAGUGGGGAGGCCUCACUCAUCAGCUACCUCCUGGACCCCACAGAGCUGGACGUCGGGCUGCAGCUGUGUGAUGUGGUGAUGGAGGCAGAGGUGACCCUGCAGAACAGAGGGAAGCUGCCCUUCACCUUCGUGGUGCUGAGCCCCAGCAGGGCAACUGCCCACAGCCCCCUGCCUGGUGUGCCCCUGGUGGUGCCCAGCACGGGCUGCCUUGGAGCUGGCCAGCAGCAGGUGCUGAGAGUCUCCUACCUGCCAGGAGUGCCUGGGGUCUUCUGCAAGACUUUCCAGAUCCAAGUGGGUCACCUGGAACCUGCAGCAAUCUCCCUGAAGGGAGAGGGAAGCUUUCCCAGGAUCUACUUAGACCUGCCCAGGAACAUCCAAGGAAAUGAAAAGUAUGAGAAGGUCCUCAAAGAGGUGAAGGAAAAGAUGGCAAAGGGCAGUGAGAGAGAUGGAGCAAUUGUCCUGGGGGAGGCUGCAGCCACAGAGCCACCCCCAGAGGACUUGGACACCAUGCUGGAGCCUGGGCUGCAGAUGCAGCUGGAGGACAUCCUGAUCAGGCAGCACCUCCUGGAGCAGCAGCAAACUGGGGCCUGGAGCACCCCAGAGGGAGCUGCUCCUGAGCACUGUGCCCCACAGAGGCUUCUCAAAGCUUUCCUCCCUGAGCACAUCCUGGACUUCGGCUGUGUGGCUCUUGGCAGUGUCCCCACGCACGUGGUGAGGGUCACCAACACAGGGCAGCUGCCUGUGUCCUUCCACAUCAAGGCACAGGUCCUGAGUGGCACAGGCUUCAGUGUGGACCUGGAGCGCGUGAAGCAGCUUCCCUACUGCCAGACCAGGACCUUCCAAGUGUGCUUCAACCCACAAAGGGACAGCCUGGCAGAGGUGGAGGUGCUCCUGCCCAUCAAGGUGGCAGCAGGCCCCACGUUUCGUGUCCUGCUCCGUGCCAGGGUGGUUGUCCCAUCCCUCAGCAUCUCCAGGGACAGGCUGGAGUUCUCCAGUGUCCAGUGUGGGCAGUGCCAGGAAGAGACCAUCAGGCUCCACAAUCAGCACCCAGUGCCCUGCCAGUGGUUCCUCAGCAGGGAGGAGCCUGCUCAGAAAGUGGACAAGCAUUUACCAGGCAGCAGACAUGGGAAGGUGCUGCAGCAGCUGAAGGCCAAGGGCUGUGUCUUUGAGGUGCUUCCCUCAGCUGGAGUCCUGGCCCCUGGGCAGUGGUGCAACCUGCAAGUCAGGUUUUACCCCAUGGAAGAGAAGCCCUACAGAAGCAAGCUGAGGAUCAGCCUUGGCCAGGGCACCCAGCACCUCCAGCUGCUGCUCUCGGGGAGAGGGCUGGAGCCACGCCUGGAGUUCCAGCCUGAAGUGCUGGACCUGGGGCCAGUGCUGCCAUCCAGCCCUGGGGCAGAGGGGACAGUGGUGGUGAGCAACCCUUGUGAGUUCCCCAUCGAGUUCUACUCCUUGGAGUUUGACCAGCAGUACCUUGCUGAGGAGCAGAUCCUGAGGGAGCUGGAAGGCUUUGUCUGCCACAGGACCUUGCUGCUUCCUCCCCGUGCCCCAGGGGAGCAGCUGCCUCCAGAGCUGUUGGAGGCCUCUCAGGGCCAGCAGAGGCUGCAGGAGGAGCAGACCAAGCCCAAGCCUGAGGAGCCAAGAGCCCAGGACAAGGGAGCUGCAGUCCCGUGGCGCGGAGGCAUCGUGGUCAUCGUCCAUGGGGCACCCCUGGCAGGCAAGACGUCGGCAGCCGCCGCCCUGUCGAAGCGCUACGGCGCUGCCUGCCUCUCGCUGGAGGCUGCGCUGAGCCAGGCGCUGGCGGCCGGCAACGGCGGGGCCGGGCCGAGUGUCCGGGAGCUGGGCACCGCCGCUGCCAGCCACAACAGCCAGCAGCAGCCAGAGGAUGGCCGUCCAAGGGAAGCUGGCUCCCUGGGGCAGCAGUGCAGUGCCAAGGCCAUGCCCAGCUCCUCCCUGAGCCUGGCCAGCUCUGGGGACAAGGGCAGCCAGCGGCCACUCAGCUCCAGAGGCCAGGCCAGAGCCACGGCGGGCAGGGGGAAGGCAUCAGCUGAGAGACAGCUUCCAAUGGAGUCUUCAGGCUCCCAGGCACAGCGCUGGCUGAGCCCCGGUGAGAGCACAGCAGCAGAGCUGGGCCCCAGGAGCUGCCUGCUGCCUGAGGACCUGCUGGUGGCCAUCCUCUCUGAAAGGCUGCAGCUGAGUGACUGCUGCCAGGGAGUGGUGUUUGAUGGCCUGGAGACCUCCUUUGCCAGCAGCAUGGCCUCUGCUCUCCUCUGCCUGCUCAAAGCUGUUGGAAACUGCCCUCACAUCUAUUUUGUGAACCUGUUCCAGGACUAUGCCUCUUGGCAAGCCAGGCAGAGAGCUGCAGAAGAGCUGCAAGGACUGCAGCAGGAAGCAGCAGCCAGGAGGGAGGAAGCACAACUCUGGGAGCUGGGUGAGGAUGAGUAUGAAGCCCUCACGGAGGAGAAGAAAACUCAGCUGGAGGGCAGGAUCCGACAGCUCCAGCGGGACAGGAAGCAGAGGUCUGACAAACAGAGCAAGGAAGAGGAAGAGAAGCAGAGCAAGGAAGAGGAGGAGAAGCAGAGCAAGGAAGAGGAGGAGAAGCAGAGUAAGGAAGAGAAGAAGCAGGGCAAGGAAGAGGAGGACAAACAGAGCAAGGUUCCCCUGGCAGAUACCUGCUCACAGGUGGCGAUGCAGCCCUCAGAGCCAGAACAGGAGGAAAACGAAGGCAAAGCCCAGAGCGAGAGUGAGAAGGACUUGGCCCUGAGGUUUAAGGCUUAUGAGGCAUCGCAGAAGGACGUGGCACACAUUCUGUCGUGCUGGGACAGGGUGCAGGGUGUGCUGCUGGCCCCUUCAGGCCCAGAGGAGAGGCAGCAGCCAGUAGCAGAGCAGCGCCGGCGUCUGUCCAGCCGCAGGAGCAGGAAGGGCAAAGAGCAGGAGCAGCAGGAGAGGCUGCAGAAAGAGCACCUGGAGAAGGAGAAGCUGGAGAAACUGAAGCCUCUGGAGCUGGAAGGAGGAGGUGCAGCAGGCUCAGGCAGGAGCCAUGCUGUUGGGGUGCCCUGCUUGGCCGUCGAGGUCCUGAGCUGUGAAGAUGUGACGAGGACAGUCCUGGAGAGCAGCAAGCUGCCAAGGGCAGAGCAGGUCCUGGAUGAGCUGGGCCUGGGUCCCUCAGGGCCUCCCAUCCCCCCCACUGCUUUCUACUCUGUGGUUCACUACCCAGCCAAGAGGGAAGGGCCUGCAGCAGAAGCCCUCCAGCACUUCACCUUGGUUGUGCCAGCAGCUGCCACAGUGCCAGAAGAGAAGGAGGAUACCAAAAGUGUGGUGGAUGCCCCCUCUGUGCCCACAGUGAAGACCUCAGAGGAGCAGGGCACCCCUGCCAGGGGCCUUUCGAGGAGGGAGAGAGCCACUAGGAGCCAGGAGGCUGUGAGGAAGAAGCAGAGCUCUGGCCAUGGCAGGAGAGAUCUCCAGAGGCCACCCACAGGACCCCCCAGACCUUCCCCUGAGGGGCACCACAGCCGGGUGGGCACUGUGCCACCCCCGGGGGGCUCUGCCAGGAGGAGCAGCUACCGCUGGGUAGUGCCUGCCCAGGGCCAGCUGAGGCUGCAGAUCCACUUCAGCUCCACAGUGCUGGGCCAGUUUGAGCAGAGGCUGCACUUCGAGCUGCUGGGCACAAAGAGACUCUACCAGCUGCACUGCAGGGGCUCCUGCCUGUACCCCACCAUCAGCCAGGAGCCAGGGGUGGUGUUUCCUCGCUGCAGGAAGAGCAAAGCAGCUGAUGCCAUCAUCUUCAAGGAGUAUGUGCUGAGCACUGGGGUCUUCCACUUUGGGCCACUGCUGUGUGGCAAGUCAAGAGCCUGGUACAAGGCUCUGCAGCACCCCAGCAACUGUGAGAAGAUCUCCAUCCUCAAUGCCACCCCCCUGGAGGCAGAGGUGAGCUUCUCCUUUGAGAGGGAUGGCAAAGCAGACACCUUCCUCUUGGAGCCUCCCAGCAUGAAGCUGAAACCUAAGGAGAAGCAGGAGCUGAGCCUCUGGGCCUACCCCACUUCAGCUGGCCUGGUGGAGGACAGCCUCAUCUGCAGCAUCAAGGACAACCCAGAGCCAGUGGUCUUCCACCUGUGCUGCCAAGGGGUGCAGGUGGAGCUGGGGGUCAGCCCCAAGCAGCUGCAUUUCAGCAAGGUGCUGCUGCACAG
Indicator indicator is the source of this 8114-nucleotide messenger RNA. It is a transcript of the gene HYDIN, whose product is annotated as HYDIN axonemal central pair apparatus protein. The record is from RefSeq and is a predicted model, not a curated record. The annotation marks the transcript as partial. Lineage: Eukaryota; Metazoa; Chordata; Aves; Piciformes; Indicatoridae. The transcript has 49 exons. Gene Ontology annotation, cellular component: axoneme. Gene Ontology annotation, biological process: cilium movement; axonemal central apparatus assembly.